AUCUCGCACUUAGUCCCUAAUUGCCGUCUCGUCCAACAUGGCUACAAGCAUUGAGGAGAAACAAGCAACGGAACUUUUAGGGUUUUUAAAGCAGUCAGAGCGUGGUGAUGUCCGAUACUUUGCUUUGGAUUACAUCCUUGGGCUAACUGUGACUGAAAGUGGUCAGCAAUUCUUGAAAAAUAACGAGGAAUUCUUAUCACAAUUGUACAAACUCACACGUGACUCGAACGAGAAAAUAAGUAGUGACGCUUACUCUGCCCUUAUAAACCUCUCUGCUGUACCGGCCUUGGCCGAGAAACUCUUGAAGUUCAAGAUCAUAAUUCCCUUGGUGGAUUAUCUACUCAAUGAGAACAGCAUACAUGCUGACAAGUGCGCUGUUGUGCUGUCAAACUUAACAAGAACAGAGAGCACGUGCGAAAUAGCGCUAAACGAGCUCCUGGCGGCCUCACCUGACUAUGUUUACAGAGUGGUGGAGAGGUUCUGUGAGUCGAGUCUAGUCUCUGAUUCGAGUCCAGAUAGCUUGGCUUUAUUUAUAUCAAACCUGACGCAGAUGAAAAAAGGAAGAGAGCUGAUGUUAGACAGGAAACGAUGUGUAAUCCAGCGGUUGCUCCCAUUCACCCAACACAAGUCAUCAUUAAACAGGAGGGGAGGGGUGGUGACGAUUCUAAAGAAUUGUUGUUUUGAGACAGAUACUCAUGACUGGUUACUGAAUGAUGAAGUUGACAUAUUGCCUCAUCUACUUCUACCCUUGGCUGGUGGUGAGGAACUCACAGAGGAGGAAACAGAUAAACUCCCACCUGAUCUUCAGUAUCUGGACGAAAGCAAAGAGCGUGAAACUGAUCCAGACAUUAGGAAUAUGCUGCUGGAAUCUUUGCUUCAGCUUCUGGCAACAAAAAAUGGGAGAACAAUUAUGCGAGAUAAGAAUGUUUAUGUAAUUCUCAGAGAAUUGCACAAUUGGGAAAAAGACGAAAUAGCUCAAGCAACCUGUCUGAAGUGCAUUCAUAUUCUUAUUGGAGAGGAGCCAGAACCUGGAAUGGAAAACUUGAGGGAAGUUGUCAUACCUGAUAACAUCAAGUUUGACUAGUUUUAAUAAGAUUUUACAUGUAUUAGAUUAUAUCAACCUUUUUUUUGUCUAUAACAUCAAGUAUAACCUGCCUAUAUUAUCAUUGUUUUUUAGUCUGUCGCGUGAGUUUGGCUUAGUAUAUCUCAUCAACAUAGGUUUGUCUGUUUGUUCAAUUGAUUAGUGUACAGUAUCACAUCAAGAUAUAUAACAUUAUGUUACUAAAAGUCAAAUCAAGCUUGACUUAAUCAAGGCAUUUCUGCUGAAUGAACUAAAAUUAACAUGUGUGGUUAAUACAGUUAUUUUGAAAACAG
Messenger RNA from Nematostella vectensis (starlet sea anemone), 1374 nucleotides. Its product is annotated as protein HGH1 homolog. Bases 38 to 1084 code for a protein of 348 amino acids. The transcript is spliced from 3 exons. The record is from RefSeq and is a predicted model, not a curated record. NCBI's taxonomy places the organism in Eukaryota, Metazoa, Cnidaria, Anthozoa, Actiniaria, Edwardsiidae.